AUGUUGGCCAAGCUGUCUCUUCUCCCUUUGCUGUCUGCCGCAGUCUCGGCAUCUCCCCUCCUCGAUGUCAGAGCCCCGGUGGCUGCUCUCGAUGAGAGAGCUGUGACGGUGUCGAGCGCCGACCUGUCCAACUUUGAGUACUACGUUCAGAUGGUGGCAGCAACCUCUUGCAACAGCGAGGCCGCCGCUGGUACAUCAAUCACCUGCAGCGCCGAUGCUUGCCCUGAUGUCACCGCCAACGGAGGAAAGAUUGUGGGAACCUUUUCCGGUCUUGUCUCUGGCCUCCAAGGCUUCGUCGCCACGGAUCCCGUGAGAAAGAACAUUGUCAUUGCCAUCCGCGGCUCCAGCAACGUCCGCAACUGGAUCACCAACAUCCUCUUCGGCUUCGACGACUGCGACUUUGUCGACGACUGCAAGGUCCACACCGGCUUCGCAAACGGCUGGGACGAGAUCAAGGACGCCCUCCUGGCCUCCGUCAAGUCCGCAAAGGCCGCCAACCCCAGCUACACCAUCGUCGGCACCGGCCACUCCCUCGGCGGCGCCGUCGUCACCAUCGCCGCCGCCGACCUCCGCCGCGACGGUUACCCCGUCGACAUCUACACCUACGGCAGCCCCCGUGUAGGCAACGCCGCCUUCACCAACUUCGUCACCGCCCAGGCCGGCGCCGAGUACCGCGUCACUCACGUCGACGACCCCGUCCCCCGCCUGCCCCCCAUCCUCUUCGGCUACCGCCACACUAGCCCCGAGUACUGGUUGUCCACCGGCAACGCUACCACCGUCGACUACGCCGUCGCCGACAUCAAGGUCUGCGAGGGCGCCGCCAACACAAAGUGCAACGGCGGCACCUUUGGCCUCGACGUCGACGCCCACCUGUACUACCUCCGCCGUACGGGCGCCUGCAGCACCGACGGCUUCGGCAUCAAGGAGAGAGAGGAGGACAUCUCGGACGAGGACCUCGCUGCGCGCCUGACGGCCUGGGCCCAGCAGGAUAUCGAGUACGCCGCGUCACUUGAGGAGUAA
Molecule: messenger RNA, 1020 nt
Organism: Colletotrichum abscissum
Lineage: Eukaryota; Fungi; Ascomycota; Sordariomycetes; Glomerellales; Glomerellaceae
Product: lipase
Exons: 3
Coding region: 1-1020 (339 amino acids)
Biological process (GO): lipid metabolic process
Source: RefSeq, a predicted model, not a curated record